Aureobasidium subglaciale EXF-2481 is the source of this 2121-nucleotide messenger RNA. RefSeq lists its product as uncharacterized. Gene Ontology annotation, biological process: autophagosome assembly; C-terminal protein lipidation; piecemeal microautophagy of the nucleus. Gene Ontology annotation, molecular function: Atg12 activating enzyme activity; Atg8 activating enzyme activity. The transcript is spliced from 3 exons. The record is from RefSeq and is a predicted model, not a curated record. Gene Ontology annotation, cellular component: phagophore assembly site; cytoplasm. NCBI's taxonomy places the organism in Eukaryota, Fungi, Ascomycota, Dothideomycetes, Dothideales, Saccotheciaceae. The coding region runs from base 1 to 2121 and encodes 706 amino acids.
AUGGAGGCACUCAAGUUCGCGCCUUGGACGUCUGAAAUCGACCUAGGCUUCUAUUCAGCACUUGGUAACCUCAAGCUCAAUCAUGAUCGACUCGAUUCAUCGGCUCGUAGAGUGCUCGGUGUCUAUCAGAUCCAGACAAGAGACCCUCCCGAGCGGUCGGCGCGCAUGCAGGUUCACAACUCUGCCUUGACGCAGGACCAUGUCCCUGCUGGAUUCUACCGUGGUGAAGGCUACAUUCGCAACUUCAAUACCAUGGACGAGUACAAGCAAGUCGACAAAGCCGCCCACAUCGAACGCGCCGGUCGGACCAUCUGGGACGCCAUCAACGACGGCACAAUCUUCUCAUGCCCCUCACUGCUGUCCUCCUUUUCAGCCAUCUGCUACGCCGAUCUGAAGAAGUUCAAGUUCACAUACCAAUUCGCAUACCCAGCCUUGCACUCGGACCCCACCUGGUCAUGUUCGACUGCACCGAAGAUCACUUCAAAGGAAACACAAGAGCUGGUUGACAAGGUACAAACAUGGAGAUACAGUGUCGACACGAGACAACACGGUUUCUUCCUGGCCAAGAAGAUUCGGGAAGACGAGUCUGACUAUCGCUGGAAGAUUGGCUCCUUAGCAAACUAUGAGACUGGCUUCUUCAACAAUGUCGACGAUGAAGACCAAUACAUCUGUUUCGCCGACCCUUCGACCUUCGAGACAAAUCCUGGAUGGAUGCUGAGGAAUCUGCUUGUCCUCGUGCGACAACGAUGGAAACUUGACAAACUUCAGAUCAUGUGUUACCGUGACACACAUGCUCGACGAGAGCAGCCGCACAGCAUCUUCUUCAAGGCAGAAUCUGUCAAGCCUACCGAAGGUGAUCAUUCUGCAACAUUCCCUUCAACGCCCGAGGGCCGCGACUCACCUUCGUCCCCUACGCCGAGGUCAAUUCCACCAUCAGAGCGUGGCCCAAUGCCGAAGAUUACAGGAUGGGAACGCGACACAAGGUCUAGAAAUUCUUCUCGCACCAUCGAUAUGGGUGCAUAUAUGGACCCCACCCGUCUCGCUGACCAGGCAGUCGACUUGAAUCUGAAGCUCAUCAAAUGGCGUAUUGCACCUUCGAUCGAUCUGGACAUCAUCAAGGACACGAGGUGUCUACUGCUAGGUGCAGGGACUCUAGGCUCUUAUGUCGCUCGAAAUCUCAUGGGCUGGGGUGUAAGGAACAUCACCUUUGUCGACAACGGAAAAGUCAGCUUCAGCAAUCCAGUUCGCCAGCCACUCUUCAACUUCGACGACUGUCUGAAGGGUGGUUCUCCUAAAGCUGAAACAGCUGCCGCGGCGCUCAAACGCAUCUAUCCAGGUGUGAAUGCAGCAAGCUAUGCUCUGUCAGUCCCUAUGGCUGGUCACCCAAUCAUGGACGAGAAGAAAGUGAAAGCCGACUUUGACCAACUACACAAGCUCAUCGAAGACCACGACGCCAUCUUCAUCCUCAUGGAUACACGUGAAUCACGCUGGUUACCAACAGUAAUGGGCAAAGCAGCAAACAAGAUUGUCAUCAACUCAGCGCUUGGUUUUGACUCUUACAUGGUGAUGCGCCAUGGUGUCUCUUCACAACCUGCUGCAGAGCAACUAGGCUGCUACUUUUGCAAUGAUGUCGUCGCUCCUGCCAAUUCUCUGAAAUCGGCGACAUUGGAUCAGCAGUGUACGGUUACGAGACCAGGUGUUGCUGCCAUUGCGAGUGCGCUUGCUGUGGAGUUGUUUGUGUCUGUUUUGCAGCAUCCAGAUAAGCAAGCUGCUGCCGCCCCUCCUAUCGGCGAACCCGGACUGCAGCAUCCUGAUCACCCAUUGGGUAGCGUACCGCAUUCACUACGUGGCUUCCUUAGCGAUUGGCGUACAUUGACGAUUAGAGGACAGGCAUAUGACUGUUGUUCAGCAUGCUCACCUACGAUUCUAUCAUUGUACCACGGCGAUGGCAGUAACGACAGCAGUUCAUGGGACUUUGUGAAACGCGCAAUCAAUGAAAAAGGCUAUGUAGAAGAGGUUUCUGGCUUGGCAGAAGUACAACGCAAAGCCGAAGCGCUAGGUGAUGAGGAAUUGGAGUGGAGUGAAGGAGAGGAAGACAAUGAGGAGGCGGAAAUUCUUUAG